Colletotrichum tamarilloi is the source of this 2313-nucleotide messenger RNA. RefSeq lists its product as uncharacterized. Lineage: Eukaryota; Fungi; Ascomycota; Sordariomycetes; Glomerellales; Glomerellaceae. The record is from RefSeq and is a predicted model, not a curated record. The coding region runs from base 1 to 2313 and encodes 770 amino acids. The transcript is spliced from 3 exons.
AUGGAAAAGAGCUGUACAGAUUCAGAACCCCUGGAGGAGGGCCCCGGGUUCAUUCUUUAUGGGAUCACUCUCUGGGUCGUCCAGAUAGGUUUGGUCCGAAUGGUUGCCAAAGCACCUAUUCACCAGCCUGAACCUGUGAGGAAGAUAUUGAUUUGCGACAACUCUAGUGGUAACAGCGACGCAGACGACGACUCGGUUUCAGAGAACGUGGUUGAUCUUGGUUCCGCGGAUGAAGAGACAACUCCGAUUACACCUCUCCCAGCGGAACUACUGGAGCCUCAAAGUGUGCAAACUCCAACAUUGGAACCUUCCUUCAUGAAGCUUUCACCUGAAGACUCUCAUCCCAUUGAUUGUCUUCCAGUAGAGUCUCUCCCAGUGGAACCCAGCCCAACAGAAACUCCUCUUGAAGCAAGCCAUCCUGCAGAAACCGCUUCACCAGCGAAGACAACGCCGUUGACGGAACCAACCGCAACACCAAAUCUACCACAAAAGCCUCGAAGAGUGAUUCUGCGACCGGCAAGAUUGAAGAGGCUUAGCCCUGAAGCAGAAGUUGACCCAAACACCGCAUUCACAUCGGAAGAAAAGGAUGUCUUGAAGCGUUUCGUCACUACCUUGAGUGCUCAAAGACAUCAACUCUUCGCUAAAUCCGAGUUCAUUCUGCCAACGAUUGUGCCCAGCCUCGUCUCCAUAUUGUCUGCGUAUGGGUCCAGUCAAACAAUAGCAGCGACAGGCACGGCGGACGCGAGGAAAGACACCAUAACCCUCAUCCGCAUCGUCGGUCUGAACAGGUGGGAUGAGAUCCGCUUCUUUCACAAGAUCAUGUCAAGGCCCGAGAAUCGACAUGUUUUCUCCCCACUCGAUCUAUGCUACCACAAGGAGCGAGUCCGUCGCACAGCUCUCGAAGCUGCGUGUGCGAUUCGCGAUCCGGCACAAGCCCGCACUCUCUGCGGCUGUCUGAUCGUUGUCCAAUCCUCCAACCUGGGCCAGCGGACGUCAACGAUCGGCGGCCUUCUUUCGAUCAGGGGCAAAUACCACGCUCUUACAACGAGCCACGCCCCCGAUGACGAGGAUGAGCCUCCAGACAAUUCGGUUGACGAUGAGAGUGAUUCUGAUGUGGGCUCGCUCUUUAUCUUUGAUGGUGAUAUUGAUAAUGGCGAUUCGGAUUCGGUUACUUCCUUUGCUUCGGACGAUGGUGAAAGCGCGAGGGGCGAAACCGCGGGACAGAUUCACGAGACUGCGUCAAUGGAAGAGGAUGCCCUCAACGAUGGAGCAGGAUCCACAAGGGAAAUGAAGAGUAAGGUCUCGACAGAGAAGGGAAAAUCUACCGCAGAGCGUUCAUUUGCAGACAUGAUACAAGCAACAAACGCAAGUCACAUGAGGCCUGAAGACUUGACGACCAAGGAGGGAUACAUCACACACACCGCCGUCCCAGAAAACGGUUUUCAAUCAGGAGAUUCGGGCUCCUGGAUCGUCGACGAUAGAUCAAGACGCGUUCUUGGCGUCUUGGUCGCUCGUUCCAGCGGUGUCGGAUAUAUGGUCUCCUUUGCUAGUAUUCGACAGGACAUCGCUACCACGUUGCGAAUCAGACAGACGUCGGUACAAUUGGCCUCUAGAAUGGACCCCUUGCUCCGCGGCCGCGGCAGCAGCACCGGCAGGGUCAUCCGGUCCUUCUCCCCAGUCAGGUACACGAGGCGGGCGCCAGCCGCACAAUCCUGGAGCCAGAUGCUCUCAGGCGCCGCGGCAGCAACUCUCGAUGUUGUGAGGCACCCAGUCGAUCUUGGUCACAACCCAUCAGUACUCGUUUUGUUCAUUGCCACGGUGUACAUGUCUCUCUUAUGGGAGAUUCCGUCCGCGUGGCGCUCGGUGACUACCUUACAGAAUGCUCUAGUACCACCAGCGUGCGCCCUGCUCUUCUGGGCCCUCACCGAGCUCGAGAUGCGACGCAGACCCACGACGUACAGCCGACAUGAUAGACUAGCCAUUCGAAGAACUCUCUGCACGUGGCUCUGGAUCACUGUCGCGGCUGGUCUUUUGGCUAGCUUAGGGAUCUACAUUGUGCGAGGCCCGGCCUCGAACCCUUUUACUCUACGUUCGAACGGGCAGAGAGUUAGCGAUCAAUCUAUAAGGGAUUUCAGUGACGCGAUGGAACGUCUGAGGAGGUCGGACCCUCAGGCUCGGUACAAUGCUUUCGAAGACGACUUGAGGGAAUUGAACCUCGCUUUGAGACGUUUGGAUUUCUGGGCCGUAUACUACAAACUUAAAGACAUGGUGUUGAGAAAGCUUUCGAAGCACAAGUGGUUGAGGCAACUGUAA